Molecule: messenger RNA, 3718 nt
Organism: Lotus japonicus
Lineage: Eukaryota; Viridiplantae; Streptophyta; Magnoliopsida; Fabales; Fabaceae
Exons: 7
Coding region: 70-2997 (975 amino acids)
Source: RefSeq, a predicted model, not a curated record
UUACUACACGCAGCCCAAAAGCCACUGUGGUCGGGAUGUAAACACACAGAACUAUCCUUUGCAGUUAGAAUGAUGACAAUUAAAUCAGAGGGAAACAUUUCUCAACGAUCUUUCAAUGAGACUAUGUCGCUCAUCAAGGAGUUACCUCCUGAAGAUAAUGUUAUUCCUGAAGAUUUUUAUCAGACAAAGAAAAUUGUGUCAAAACUUGGUCUUACUGCAAAAAAAAUAGAUUGUUGUGAACAGGGUUGUAUGUUGUUCUACAUUGGUGAUGAUAUGCAAUUAAAGGCAUGCAAGUUUUGUGGUAGACCUCGUUAUCAUCAGAAAAAGGUUGGUAGGGAUAAAUACAAGGAAGUUCCUGUGAAGCGAAUGCAUUAUUUACCCCUUAUUCCUAGACUUAAGAGAUUAUAUGCCUCAAUGAGUUCUGCACCACACAUGAGGUGGCAUCAUGAAAAUAGGCGACAACCAGGAGUGUUAUGUCAUCCAUCAGAUGGAGAAGCAUGGAAAGAAUUUGAUCGAAAAAAUCUUGAUUUUGCAAAAGAACCUAGAAAUGUGAGGUUGGGGUUAUGUUCUGAUGGUUUCAUGCCAUUUGGUAAUGCAGCAAAACCUUAUUCUUGUUGGCCGGUAAUUGUUACUCCUUAUAAUCUUCCUCCUGAACUAUGCAUGACAACUCCCUACAUGUUUUUGACAUUGAUUAUUCCUGGGCCCAAUAAUCCAAAAGAAAAAAUUGAUGUAUAUUUGCAGCCACUGAUAGAUGAGUUGAAAUUGUUAUGGAAUGAAGGUGUGCUGACAUAUGACAUAUCAAAGAAGCAAAAUUUUAUGAUGAAAGCUGCAUUAUUGUGGACUAUUAAUGAUUUUCCUGCAUAUGGUAUGCUAUCGGGUUGGAGCACUGCGGGAAAAUUAGCAUGUCCAUAUUGCAUGAAUCAAUCAAAGGCUUUCUGGCUGAAACAUGGUGUUAAAUGUUCUUGGUUUGAUUUCCACCGUCAGUUCUUGCCCAUGGAUCAUGCAUACAGAAGAAACAAGGAUGCAUUUUACAAGAAUCGAAUCGUGACGUCUAUUGCUCCACGAAGAUUAACAGGGGAUCAAAUGUGGGAAGAAGUUUCUAAUGUACCAAAAGUAACUGAGACUCAACCUUGUGUUUGUCCUGGAUAUGGUGUAUCUCAUAAUUGGAUAAAACAAAGCAUCUUUUGGGAGUUACCAUAUUGGAAGUCCAACUUAAUAAGGCAUAAUCUGGACAUGAUGCAUAUUGAGAAAAAUGUAUUUGAAAAUGUCUUUAAUACGGUGAUGGACAUCAAGGGCAAGACCAAAGAUAAUGUUAAAGCAAGAAUGGAUUUGAAAGAGUAUUGUAGGCGAAGGGAACUAGAAUUAGUAGAGAACCCUGGUGGAAAACCUUUAAAGCCUAAAGCAAAAUUUGUUUUGUCCAAUGAGCAGCAAAUGGCAGUUUGUAAAUGGGUUAGUGAGCUGAAAAUGCCCGACGGAUAUGCCUCAAAUUUGAGUAGAUGUGUAAACAUAAGGGAAGGGAAUUUCAUUGGAAUGAAAAGUCAUGAUUGUCACAUCUUUAUGGAGCGUUUGUUGCCAAUUGCUUUUAGUGCACUACCACUUCAAGUGUGGAAGCCUAUAGCUGAGUUGAGUAAAUACUUUAAGGAUUUGUGCUCAAGUACAUUGCAAUUGAGUGACUUGUUGUUGAUGGAACAAAAUAUCAUCAUUACAACAUGUAAGUUGGAACGAAUCUUUCCACCUGGUUUCUUUAAUUCAAUGGAGCAUUUGCAUAUUCAUCUAGCUUAUGAAGCAAUAGCAGGAGGUCCCAUUCAAUAUCGAUGGAUGUAUCCUUUCGAGAGGUACUUGGGGAGGUUGAAACGAAUGGUUAAAAACAAAUCACGGGUAGAAGGGUCUAUUUGUGAAGCAUAUCUAUGUCAAGAGACUUCUCAUUUUUGUUCAUACUACUUUGAGUCUCAUGUCCAAUCAGCGAGAAAUAGAGUUGGUCGAAAUGACGCUGGAAGUCAUGAUGAUGUAGAUCCACAAAAUUUAUCAAUCUUCAGUCAUCCUGGUCGAACAGCUGGAACUUCAAGGAGUCGAUAUUUAACUGAUAUGGAAUCAGCUGCUGCCCAUUUGCAUAUCCUACUUAAUUGUGACGAAGUUAAACCAUUCAUUGAACGCUUUGAGCAACAUUUGGAGGCAUCCUUUCCUAAUAUCUCUCAAGCUGAUAUUGAUGGUAGGAUUGCAUCUGAGUUUCCAACUUGGUUUCGAUCUUAUAUGUCAGAUCGUGGUCGGGGAAAAUCCAAAACUCUUAGAGGACGUCCAAGACCGUUAUCACACACUCACAAUGAUAUGUCAUCACAUGUGGCACAUCAUGCCACUCCACCUUUAGCACAAGAGGAUUCAACCAAUGUCCCACCAACUCAAUCACCGCCAAAUGUUGUUGCUGCCACUCCAUCACUUAGGACAUCUCAUUCAACCCCUUCACCCCGUAGUUCUGAAACGGGUGAUGAGCCUAUAAUUGGAUCAAGUGAAUCUCAAACUGUAUCAGAUGAUGACAAAACUACUCUCAUCCUUGCGGGUCAAGGGUUCUUACCUUCGCACCGUGCGGCUAAUAUCAUUACUGAUAUAUUCAGAAGUCACUAUACUGAUCCAUGGGCAUCAUGGAAGAAGAUACCCAAGGACACAAGAAAUAUGUUGUUUGGAGAGUUCAUGAGUAAAUGUUCUAUUUGUCCACCCGACUAUAUAUGGGCUAAAAAGAACUUUGAAGCACGAGGUGCAUAUUUGAUGAAAAGUACUUUAAGUAGGGUUCGUACCUCUAAAACAAGACCAGAUUGGCUUGGAGAUCAUGUAUGGAAUGGGUUACGUGAGCAUUGGGAUAGUGUAAGCUUCAACAUCAAAAGUGCCAAAGCAAAAGCAAACCGGGCAUCCGAUUGUGAUGGAUUUGGGCAGUCCCUUCAUAUUGGUGGCUCUAUUACCACUUCUCAGCAUAAAGCAAAUAUGGUGAUGAUAUUUCUCUUGUAGUCUAUUCUUCUCUUAAUUUAGAUAUAGAUAAUAUGGUCAUAAUUUUAUUGUACUUUAUUAGAUUAAAAAGACCGGAACCACUCCUACUCAGCUAGAAUUGUUUCGCCAGACACACCAACGCAAGGAUGCUACAUGGGUGGAUAAGAAAUCAGAACAUGCUACAUUUGAAAGUACAUGGGAAGAUAGGACGCAAAAAGCAUAUGAGCAAAAUGCUCCUCCACCUAAUGAGCUAGAUGUGUGGCUUGAGGUAGCUGGUGUGAAAAAAGGUAGAAUUUAUGGAUUAGGAAUGGAGUCUACUGUGAUGCAUAACAAAUAUCGUGGCUCAAGCUCUUCAUCAUCUGAGUGGGUACGAAGAGAAGAGUUUGAUCAAUUGAGGGACACAUUAGACAUCACUCAAAAAAUGGUACGUCAGAUGAUGGAAAUGAUGCAAACAACAGCACCAACCAAUGUGCAUACAGAUCACGGUGAUAAUUCAGAUGAUUUAGAGGAGUCAGAGGAUGCAGAUGAUCUAGGUGGUUCUUGAGGGAUUAUUUGAACUUUAUCAAACUUUGUUUUUAAGUGUAUUGUAAUAGACUGGUUUAUGAAUGUUGACUUGAUGAUGUUGGUAGAGUAUUGUAUGAGACUACCAUAGUUUAUGAUGAUUGUAGGUUGAAGUUGAAUUAGUGACUGUUUUAUUGUUCCUAUAUUGAUUGAUAGAUAUGGUUAUUACAGGGUUAAAUCA